GAUUUCCUCGCGUUAUAACGAAUCGGCGUCUAAGGGUUUAAGUGUCACUUGACAUCACUGCUCCCACGUGUUCUUUCCCAUCUGGCGGCCGCGGCUCCUGUCCUGACCCUGACUCUCCCUCCCGAGGCUCAGCCGUCCCCCAACACCCCCCAGCCUUGUACUGAUGUUGGAUGCGAGAGCCUGUGCUUAAGUAAGAAUCAGGCCUUACUGGAGACAUUCAAGCAAAGGUUGGACAACUACUUUUCCAGAACAGAAAGGAAACUCAUGCAUCAGAAAAGACAAAGUCUCGCUCUGUCACCCAGGCUGGAAUGCAGUAGCACAAUCUCAGCUCACUGCAGCCUCUGCCUCCCAGGUUCAAGCAAUUCUGCCUCAGCCUCCCGAGUAGCUGCGAUUAUAGGUGACUAAUAAAGGUACCAGAAGAAUAUGGCUGCACAAAUACCAGAAUCUGAUCAGAUAAAACAGUUUAAGGAAUUUCUGGGGACCUACAAUAAACUUACAGAGACCUGCUUUUUGGACUGUGUUAAAGACUUCACAACAAGAGAAGUAAAACCUGAAGAGACCACCUGUUCAGAACAUUGCUUACAGAAAUAUUUAAAAAUGACACAAAGAAUAUCCAUGAGAUUUCAGGAAUAUCAUAUUCAGCAGAAUGAAGCCCUGGCAGCCAAAGCAGGACUCCUUGGCCAACCACGAUAGAGAAGUCCUGAUGGAUGAACUUUUGAUGAAAGAUUGCCAACAGCUGCUUUAUUAGAAAUGAGGACUCAUCUGAUAGAAUCCCCUGAAAGCAGUAGCCACCAUGUUAAACCAUCUGUCAUGACUGUUUGGCAAAUGGAAACCACUGGAGAAACAAAAUUGCUAUUUACCAGGAAUAAUCACAAUAGAAGGUCUUAUUGUUCAAUGAAAUAAUAAGAUGCAACAUUUGUUGAGGCCUUAUGAUUCAGCAGCUUGGUCACUUGAUUAGAAAAAUAAACCAUUGUUUCUUCAAUUGUGACUGUUAAUUUUAAAGCAACUUAUGUGUUCAAUCAUGUAUGAGAUAGAAAAAUUUUUAUUACUAAAAGUAAAAUAAAUGGAAAUAUCACUGAACAGUUGUUUAUACUGUAUGGUACCAUAGUAUUCUCACUGGACUGUGGAUACGUUGAAAUGUUUUUCAAUCAGGAUCAUCCUCCAAGCAUUCCUGUUCAUUCAUGUCUGCCUCAAAUUGCUGGUGAAUACAUAAAAUAGUUACUUGCUAAUCAUUUCAACGCACGAUCCUUUUCUUGCCUCCCUUGUGUCAGGGUGGGCAUUACAUAUAUAUUUUUUUUUUUUUUUUUUUGAGACGGAGUUUUGCUUUCGUCACCCAGGAUGGAGUGCAAUGGCGCGAUCUCGGCUCACUGCAACCUCUGCCUCCCAGGUUCAAGCAAUUCUCCUGCCUCAGCCUCUCAAGUAGCUGGGAUUACAGGUGUGUGCCACCAUGCCCAGCUAACUUUUGUAUUUUUCGUAGAAAUGGGGUUUCACCACGUUGGCCAGGCUGGUCUCGAACUCCUGACCUCAGGUGAUCCACCUGCCUCAGCCUCCCAAAGUGCUAGGAUUACAGGCGUAAGCCACCGUGCCUGGCCACAUAUUCUUAUCUUACCUAUGUUUUCAUAUAUCUUCAGGAAACAAUCCCAUCUGCCCUAGUUUGGGAAUGUUUAAGAGUUGACUGUUAUACUGUAAUGGAGUUCAUGUUUGUGUUUUGUUCAAACGCUGACAGUCAAAUAUGAUAGAUUCCAAGGCUUGCCAAUGAUAAAAAGUGAACCAAAGUUAAUGUCUUUUGGCUAAUGAAUCCUGAAAUGAAUCCAGGCUUUUGCAGGAAAUUCUAGUUGAUGCAUACAUAUACCAAGCAGUUUAGUAAAAUGGAAGUGGACUAAAACUUACUAAUCAACUGGCUUCUGAAUGGAUUUCAUUUGAUACCAUUUUAAACCUAUAUUUAAGAGAAUGCUAAUUAGCCUGUAUGUUUAAAUUUACCAAAGUGAUUUCUAUGUUUUGUAUGUUAAUGGAAGUAGAAGUAUUGUUCUGCUUUAAAACUGAACUGUUGAAAUACGGAUAAUACUCAAGAAAAUAUACAAUUUAUUAUAGUCAAAGGAACAUGAAGAAUAGGCUUGCUUCUGUUAAAGGAGCCAAAAAUUCAGAGAUUUCACUUAUUUAAGAUUUUGGGCAAUUCACACACAUACUUUGAUAUUUCUGUGUAGUCAAGCAUAACAUAGCUAUUUACUGUGUACAUUUCACAAAGAUAAUUAAAUAUGUGCUCACCUGGCAAAUAAGGG
This is a messenger RNA of Pongo pygmaeus (Bornean orangutan), 2279 nucleotides long. RefSeq names its product translocase of inner mitochondrial membrane 9 (gene TIMM9). The transcript has 6 exons. The record is from RefSeq and is a predicted model, not a curated record. NCBI's taxonomy places the organism in Eukaryota, Metazoa, Chordata, Mammalia, Primates, Hominidae. Bases 424 to 693 code for a protein of 89 amino acids.